AUGCCGUACAAUAUCGCCAUGUGCUGCGACUACUUCUAUCCCCAGCCCGGAGGAGUCGAGAGUCACAUCUAUCAGCUCUCCACCAAGCUCAUCGAUCGAGGGCAUAAGGUCAUCAUCAUCACCCAUGCCUACGAGGGCCGGACAGGUGUGCGAUACCUGACGAACGGCCUCAAAGUCUACCACGUCCCCUUUCUCGUCAUCUACCGAUCGUCGACCUUCCCAACCGUCUUCUCCUUCUUCCCCAUCUUCCGCAACAUCGUGAUUCGUGAGCAGAUUGAUAUUGUCCACGGUCACGCCAGUCUGAGCAGUUUCUGCCACGAGGGCAUCUUGCAUGCCAGGACUAUGGGUCUGAGAACUGUCUUCACCGACCAUUCGCUCUUUGGGUUUGCCGAUGCGGCCAGUAUCUUGACCAACAAACUUCUCAAGUUCAUUCUCAGUGAUGUAGACCAUGUAAUUUGUGUCAGUCAUACUUGCAAGGAGAAUACCGUCCUUCGAGCUUCGCUUGACCCCCUCAUGGUAUCAGUUAUCCCAAAUGCAGUAGUUGCAGAUAAUUUUCGACCCCUUUCUCAUCCAUCAUAUCCCUCGGACUUCAAUAAUCAAAUAAUACCCCCACCCCAUCAUCUUGGGCCUCACGACACAAUCACGAUUGUUGUCAUCUCUCGGCUGUUCUAUAACAAGGGAACUGAUCUUUUGGUUGCAGCCAUCCCUCGUAUACUUGCCAGCCAUCCGAAUGUCCGAUUCAUCAUUGCUGGCUCUGGUCCCAAGGCCAUUGAUCUAGAGCAAAUGAUUGAGAGGAAUGUGCUACAGGAUCGAGUUGAGAUGUUGGGUCCCGUCAGGCACGAAGAGGUGCGAGAUGUGAUGGUUCGGGGACACAUAUAUCUUCAUCCUAGUCUGACUGAAGCUUUCGGGACUGUCAUUGUAGAAGCUGCAAGCUGUGGUCUCUAUGUCGUGUGCACCCAAGUCGGCGGGAUUCCUGAAGUCCUUCCAGCUCAUAUGACGGUGUUUGCAAAGCCGGAAGAGGAUGACUUGGUUGCUGCGACUGGACGUGCCAUCGCCGCAUUGAGAUCAAACAAGGUCCGGACUGAAAAGUUCCACGACCAGGUGAAGAUGAUGUACUCAUGGACGGACGUGGCAGAGCGAACAGAGAGGGUGUAUAACGGCAUCUCAGGGGCUUUGAGCGAGGCAGACUUUUAUGGCUACGAUGCUGCCGACGCAGCAAGCUGGAGUGCGACGAGAGGAAGGGCAGGUGUGCAGAGCUUUGCCUUGAUCGAUCGCCUGAAGCGAUAUUACGGCUGUGGCAUCUGGGCAGGCAAGCUUUUUUGUCUCUGUGUGGUUAUCGACUACUUGCUAUUUCUCCUCCUCGAGUUCCUGGCACCCAGAGAUGCAAUCGAUAUUGCAAGAAAUUGGCCAAAGAAGAAACCGGAAGAGAGGGUAUCAAGGGAUCGCGAGCGGUUAUCAUUUGCUCGCAGGCCUUCAUUGGCUGAUGAUGGCGUCUCAGAGACUAGGCCGCCCUCAAUUGCUUCGGAUUCUCCGACUCUCGUGAGACCUCGCUGUCCUCACUGCUUUUUAGGACUCUUGCCGCGUGAUGAAACGCCAUAUAUCUCCGCCUCGGAUGAGCUCACAAUCGAGCUUGCAGACCGCUUGCUUGUACUAGCAACGGACGACGAGGCAAAACCGGGCGAACAGAAAUACUUGGCUACACUCACUAGACGUAGUUUCUUGGUACGGGGGUAUCAUGGUAGACAGAGUGGGACCGAUGUCCGGAGUCGUCGGUUUCAGCAGCAUGUAUGUGAAGGAUGUCGGGUCAGGUUGGAGGAGCAGCAGCAGCGCGUCGCUUAUGAUCUCGAAGCAAAAAUGAAAUUUCGCCAUGAACCAAGAGGUACUCACUCACCUGGGAGGAAGAGUACCUGUCCAUAUAUAUGCAAGCGGUGA
Messenger RNA from Drepanopeziza brunnea f. sp. 'multigermtubi' MB_m1, 1932 nucleotides. The record is from RefSeq and is a predicted model, not a curated record. Lineage: Eukaryota; Fungi; Ascomycota; Leotiomycetes; Helotiales; Drepanopezizaceae.